Vespa mandarinia (Asian giant hornet) is the source of this 3982-nucleotide messenger RNA. It is a transcript of the gene Vps8, whose product is annotated as vacuolar protein sorting 8. Gene Ontology annotation, biological process: endosomal vesicle fusion; protein targeting to vacuole. The record is from RefSeq and is a predicted model, not a curated record. Gene Ontology annotation, cellular component: HOPS complex; late endosome. Gene Ontology annotation, molecular function: protein binding. Lineage: Eukaryota; Metazoa; Arthropoda; Insecta; Hymenoptera; Vespidae.
GCUUUUAUAGAAUAGAUGGCGCUAAAUCAUUUUAAGAUUACAUAUCUGUUGUAAAGUGACAGAUAAAAUAAAAAUGGCUGAAAAUGGGUUGGGAUCUGAAAUUGGAUCUCAAGAGUAUCUUGCAACAGAAGCUAUUAAUUUAGAUUUUAUCGAGUUAGAUCAUGCAGAAUAUGCCAUACCAACUGUGGAAGAAUUACCCUCCUUAGAAAGUAUAUUAACAGAGCCUGAUUGUACGUCAUUGUCAGGAACAGACGAUGAUCUUGGAGCUGCAUCGAUUGAGAAAUUAGGUAGUAGUGAGACAACCAGUGUUGGCAGUCAUUUAUCUUUGAAUUCACUCAAUAAAUCUUCCAAAGCUUCACAGCAUCCACCGUCAGGAGCUAUUUUAAGACACGUAAUUUUAAAGGGUAUUUCUGCACAAAUUGUAUCAGCAAGUGAAAGAGUCAAUGCUGGAUUAGCAAGUGCAGUUACUGCUGGUGGAAAUAUGUUAGUAAUUGGUACUAGUCAUGGUUUAAUAUUAAGCUUUGAUUCAUCACAAACAUUACGAUGGUGUGAUCAAGAAGCCAGAUAUCAAGGAUCUGUUUCUGCAUUGUGUUUUAAUCACGAUGGAAGUAGAAUAUUGGCUGGUUUUGCUAGAGGUCUUAUUUUAAUGAUCGAUAGUAGUGAUGGAAAAGUUUUAAGAACACUUACCGAAGUUCAUCCACUUGACACGGCUGUAUUACAUGUUAAAUUUACAGAUUCUUCAAAAGUUGCACUUUGUAGCGAUAGCGGUGGAUCUGUAUUUGAAUUAAAUUUUACAAGAGUUAUGGGAGUUCGAGGCUGUGAUAGUAGAUGCUUAUUUAGUGGUUCUAGAGGUGAAGUGUGCACUUUAGAACCUUUAUUACUAAAUAAUUUACCUUCUCAUCCAUUAAAAAAUUACACAUUAGUAGCAAUGGCCACAUUAUCUAAGGUGAUUGUUGUUUGCAUACGACCCAGAAUGAGAGUUCUUCUAACACAUUCACUAUCAGGUGCUGCAAUUGCACCUCCACAACUUUCUUGGCAGUUAGUUGUAAUACAAGCAGCUGAUGCAUCUCGAGUAGUUGAUCCAGUGUUGGCUCUUGCACGGGAUGAUGUAGUACAUUUUUACCAAGUAUCUACUGAAGCUGGUACCAGAGUGAAGUUAUCUCCUCUUCGCAGAAUGUCAUUUCCAUAUACUAUAAGCAAUUUACGGUGGUUGAAUCCAAGAUCUUUAGUUGUAUUAGAUACUCAAGAAAGAUUACAUUUAUUAGAUGUAAGAACGCAAGAUAGUUUAGAAACAUUGGAUAUGAGCCGUGUUUGUAUUUCAUAUGCUUCCAGUCAUUUCAAAGGAUUAUGUACAGGUGGUAACGUUUCUAAGGCAAUGGCAUUAGCUGGUGAAAGAGCUUGUUACAAUACUGUUAUAACAUUUGGAAAUCAACUUUUGUUAUUAGGUACAAAAAGCUUACAUGCAGUAUGCAUAAGAACAUGGACAGAACGAUUGCAGCACCUAACAAUGCAGGGUCGUUUUCCAGAAGCUUUGGCCUUAGGACUUUCCUUCUAUCAAGAUAAAGGUAAAGCUGUCGUUGGUCUUAGAGGCUCGAAACAACGGCGAAAACAAAUAGUUCGAGACACAGUUUGUCAGGUCUUGAUUCAAUAUAUGGAACAAUUGAAUCAUUCCUCUAUGACUGAUAAUACAGAAUUUGAUAUAGUCAGUAUUUGUGUGGAUUACUGUAUACAAUUGGAAAAUACAGAAUUAUUAUUUGGACGAUUAUGGGAUUUGGUAUCUGAAACCGAAGGGCUCAAAUCAAGUUAUUUGUGCGCUCUUGAAAGUCCAUUGCUGAAUGGAAGUCUCAAUCCAAGAUUACCGCCUUUAAUAGUUCAACAAUUAUUUAUCUUGUAUGAUCAAGAAGGGAAAGUGGAUUCGCUUCAAACAAUUGCCGUUUUAUUAGAUAUAGAUUGCUUAGAUAUUCAUCAGAUAACAACUAUUUGUCGCCGAAGAAGUUUAUGGGAAGCUCUUAUACAUCUUCAGACAGCAGCUUUAGGUGAUUUUACAGCACCUAUACACCAGCUUGUGCCUAUUCUUCAAAAUGCAUUGACAAAUACCAAAGAAUCAUUAUCUCGAGAUAUUCUACAACUUGGUAAUGCACUUUUGGUUUAUGCUAGUUGUUGUCUUGCGGGACGCGGUUUCCCUAGAGAUACACUUCCUGAGGUUAUGUCACAGAGGGCAAAAACAGAUAUAUUGAGAGCACUUCUCUCUCAACAUUCCAGUCUAGCAAGUGAUGCAGAAAGACAAUAUCCUUAUUUGAGGACGCUGCUUCGUUUUGACGCAAAAGGUUUUUUAGAUGUAAUCGCCAUUGCCUUUCAAGAACCAGAAUUUACCUCUGAAAUGGGUCUUAGACAACGACAAAGACUCAUAGAUAUUUUAUUGAGCAUUGUUCUACCCAGUACACCUCUUACUCCAAUGAAUUCAGAUUAUAUUACGGAUGAACAAAGGACUUUAGUUCUAAUAUUUAUAGUAAAUGAAGCAGCAGGAGAUACAAUUAAUUUGGAACCAAAUAUGUUAAUUAGAAUAGUAGAAGUAUUAUGCGAUUGCUCAUCUGUUGUCACAUCUAGGGAUCUUAAAUCUGAAAAAGAGAAUGCAGUGUUAGGACUAUUAAACUCAAAGAAAUUGCGCAACAUAUCAGACACUACUUUAUUGAAUCUUGCACAGAAAGCUAACUUUAUGCGAGUCGCAGAGUUGCUGUAUACUGCCAGAGAGGAUUGGGUAGCAGUUUGCAAGUGCAUGAUACUUGAUCCUACUAGACAUUGUGAUAUCUGGCCUUGGUUGGAGCGACUUCCUGCAGCUUCAUUAUAUCCGGUCUUAGUAACUAGUGCUUCAGCUCUGGUGGCAAUAAAUGUUACACAAUUUGCUCUUAUUAUUGCGAAUCGAGUGCAAAAUAAAAUUCCUGAAAUUCUCAAAAAAUUUGAUGGUACUAUAAGUUUAGAAUAUGCUCUCCUAGGAGCUCUAUAUCAACUCAGUCAAUAUAAGGAAGAAGAAACUAGUCCAGAAUUGUCAACUGAACUUCUGGAAAAAUAUUUAACACUGAUGUGUAAGAUAGAACCAGAAAAUGUAGUCAAUCAUAUAAAUGGACCACAUGGUUGUAGAUUAGAUGAAGCAUUAAAAAUAGUAAAACAAUCAAAUCAUAUAGAUGCUGAAGCAGUAAUGCUUGAAAAAUUAGGAAAUUAUCAAGAAGCUUUUGAUCUUUUGUUAAAUCAAUUUAAAAAUCACUUAAAUAUGUAUUGUAAGGACAAAGUUUUUGAGAAAGAAGCUAUUAUUACUGCAAUGCAAUUAGCAGGGAUGUGCAGGAGAUCUGCUGGAAGCUUGAGUUGGAUGCCACUUGUAGAAGUUGUAUUGAAAACUCAUUCAGACAGUAUCAAUGAAAAUGUUGAGAAAUUGAGUGGAAAUUUGUUAAAAAUUAUAUUAGAAUCACUUAGUGGUACAACAGCACUAUCAACUGUACUAGAACAAAUUUUAAAACAUCCACUAUCAAAAAGUGGAACGAUAGGUGAUAUACGUCAGUUACUCGAGGGAGUACUAACUCACUCUCAGUAUGAACAGACUCUGGUUGAAACUACUGCACGAUUGGUUAGCUUAGAACUCCAUAAGGCAUUGAAAACAUCUUUGAGAGAUGCAGGAAAAGCUUGUGCAAGCAUUUCCCUUAUUUGUCCUAUAUGUAGACAAAUUCUAUGCCAAAGUACGAAUUACGUAGCAAUUUUUGAAUGUGGACAUGGAUAUCAUUUAGACUGUUUGGGAGAACCCAGAUCUUGUUAUAAAUGUUUGAAUGCCAAAGGAUGGGCACCUGUUGUUACUAAUAUUAUACGGACCAGUAAUUCACAUCUGGAAAGAAAACAGAUUUUGCCACCAGAAUUUAUGCGUACUAAAAACUUCUCUUUAAGUCUUGCACCACCGACUUCUGUUCCUGAUCUUGAAGGCAUUUUUUAAUAUAAA